CCUAUUUAGCAGUACCUUGUCAGAUCCUGGGUUGAUAAGACACUUCCUAUUCUAGUCAUAUUAACUAGUACUUGUGCUCAUGACUCAUUGAAAAUACAUCUCAAACCCUCUCAAGGACCAAAGCCAAAUUUCUCUUGAGUGCUAAUGCAGGACGCAGGACACAGUAGACAGCAGCACUCAGAUGAAAGUGUGUAAGAGCUGCUGAAUCAUCACGGCAUGCUCCAACCUCUGCCAGCACAGUAAGUGGACACCGUCUCCUCUACCCUGAUGAUCAAUUAUGCAGAGACCGGACUGCAGAAGAGGCACAUUCGCGAACAAACAAUGAAGUCUGAUGUGCUUUGUUUUGCAGCAGAUCUUCAUCUCCUUUACGACCUGUGUUGUGUUGGCUCUUGUGAGUGCUUUAUAAAGCAUGGCACUGGGUGGCAGAAUGAAUCUUUACCAGGCAGUAGACAGUCCCACGUUCAUAAUGAGAGUGCUGCUGAGCCUGGUCCCUCUGCUGCUCGUCGCAUGGAGCGUAAACAACACUGAAGCAUUGCCUGUACAGGGCAAACUGACAAACAGCAACGAGGUGCUGACAAAAGAGCAGAAGGACUUCAUGACAAAGGUUUUGGCAAUCCUUGCUGAAUUUAACGUGACCAUCAAAGACCUGGAAAACAUGGACCCUGAGCAGCGGAGUAAACUGACCGAGAGAGUUGUUCUCGGUCUGCCACCUGCACGAGAGAAAUCCCAGUGCAAGAACUUCUUCUGGAAGACUUUCUCUGCAUGUUAAACUUGCAUGUAUAUAAGGGACCAAAAUGACCCUACAUCUUACAAAUUACAAAACUAAUGAACAGCUGAAUACUACAAGUACUAAGUAUUAAUAAAAACAUCAGCAAUUA
Molecule: messenger RNA, 878 nt
Organism: Hemibagrus wyckioides
Lineage: Eukaryota; Metazoa; Chordata; Actinopteri; Siluriformes; Bagridae
Gene: sst6
Product: somatostatin 6
Exons: 3
Coding region: 410-769 (119 amino acids)
Biological process (GO): regulation of cell migration
Cellular component (GO): extracellular region
Molecular function (GO): hormone activity
Source: RefSeq, a predicted model, not a curated record